UUAAAUAUUAUAAUGGCAGUUCUGUAAUUUCUCUUCCAUUCCGUUCAUAUUUCUCCACCCGUUGCGCUACCGGCCCACCGCUAUCUGACCGGCGCCGCCUUCUCUAUCUCUCCCGAAUCGUACGGAAUGAAGUUUAAAUCUCAUCAGAAACCAGUUCAAUUAGGUUUAAAAUCCCCUCAGAAACCAAAUCAGUUGAAUAGCAAGAGAUGUUGGAUCGGAAACGGCCUCGUAUCGACUCCGACGAGGAUACAAUCCAUCGUUUUGGGCCUAACUCCUUUAAAUUGCAAAGUUUACCUGUACCCAAACCUGGGCAAAUUCUGGGCCUCGUUGGGAACAAUGGCAUUGGAAAAUCUGCUACACUUAAACUUUUGUCUGGGAAGGCUAAACCCAACUUUGGACGCUUUAAUAAUCCCCCUGAUUGGAAAGAAAUAUUGGCUUAUUGUGGUGAUUCUGAGCUGCGAAAAUACUUCAUCCGUAUUCUUCUAGAUAAUUUGGAGGCAAUCUGCAAGCCCCAGUAUGUCGAUCACCUCUCUAAAUUUGUUCGUGGAAACGUUGGGCAACUUUUUUCCCUGGCAGAUAAAGCGAUAGAUAUGAAACAAAAAGUUGUUGCUGACCUUGAGUUGAUUCAGGUUAUGGACCGUAAUGUGGAAGAUUUAUCUGGUGGAGAGCUUCAGAGGUUUGCAAUAGCUUCUGCUGCUCUACAGAAUGCAGAUAUCUAUCUGUUUGAUGAGCCAUCAAGUUAUCUUGAUGUUAAACAAAGACUUAAAGCUGCUCAAAUAAUCAGAUCCUUGGUUCGACCUAAUAACUAUGUGAUCGUGGUAGAGCAUGAUCUUAGUGUGCUUGAUUAUUUGUCAGACUUCAUAUGCUGCCUUUAUGGGAAACCUGGUAAAUAUGGGGCAGUUACUCUUCCAUUCUCUGUAAGAGAGGGAAUUAAUAUUUUCCUGGCUGGAUAUGUGCCAACUGAAAAUCUUUGGUUUAGACAUAAACCUCUUAGGGUUGCAGAGACUCCACAGGAAAGUACUAAGGAAAUUGAAACAUGUGCAAGAUACAAGUAUCCUACCAUGACAAUGACUUGCGGAAACUUCAGGCUCAGGGUUGUGGAGGGUGAAUUUACUGAUUCACAAAUUAUUGUGAUGCUCGGAGAAAAUGGGACUGGAAAGUCAACCUUCCUACAGAUGCUGGCUGGCUUUUUUAAGCCUGAUUCAGUAGAAGGAUCGGAUAUGGAAAGUCUUAACUUCAGUGUCUCUUACAAGCCACAGAGAAUUGGUAUCAAACUUGCCUUUGAAUGUAGCGUCAAAAUUUUGUUGCAUGCAAAAAUUCCUGAUUCAAUCAAGGAUGAUGAAUUCCUCUCCAAUGUGUAUGAGCCUUUGUCUAUACAAAGACUUAUGGAUAAAGAGCUUGGGGAUCUUUCUGCUGGAGAAAUGCAGAUGGUUGCUAUCACUCUUUGUUUGGGAAAGCCAGCUGAUGUAUAUUUGCUAGAUGAACCAAGUACAUAUCUUGACUCAGAGCAUUGUAUCGUUGCUUCAAAUGUCAUAAAGAAGUUUAUACAUGACAGGAAGAAGACUGCAUUAGUUGUUGAUCAUGAUUUCAUGAUGUCAACAUACCUUGCUGAUAGGGUGAUUGUGUACGAGGGAAAGCCAUCGAUUGAUUGUGUUGCCAAUUCACCACAAUCUGUGUUGACUGGAAUGAACCUCUUCUUAUCUCACCUGGAUAUCACACUCCGAAGGGACCGCACAAAUUUGCUGCCUAGAAUCAAUAAACACGAGUCGAUCGAGGAUCUGGAACAGAUGGCCGCCGGAUCCUACUAUUAUAUGGAUAACUAACUUGUAGCAAUAUGCUUCCUGGUUACCUCAUUCAUAUGCUUUAUCUGUUAAUAUUUGAAUGACUUUUUGAUUAAAUGGUUUGUAGUUAA
Salvia hispanica is the source of this 1912-nucleotide messenger RNA. RefSeq names its product ABC transporter E family member 2-like. Gene Ontology annotation, molecular function: ATP binding; ATP hydrolysis activity. The record is from RefSeq and is a predicted model, not a curated record. Lineage: Eukaryota; Viridiplantae; Streptophyta; Magnoliopsida; Lamiales; Lamiaceae.